CAAUAUGGCUGCCGUUGAGUUGGCAGAGCCUGAGCUGGGCUGAUGAGUGAGUGAGGGACGGCGGAGGAGCAACAAGAGCAACAAAUAAACUGCUCGGCGGCAGCUCUGACACAAUCGGCCGAGUAUUCAAUCGCCUCCGCCACAUUUCAACCUCCCUCCCCGGCGUUUAGUUACCACCUGUUUCGGAGGCGGCGGGCCCCUUGGCCCGGCCUGGGGAGGUAACUCGGGUAAACGCCUGGCGGCCGCCUUCCCUUCACCUCCACUCCUCCUCCGCCUGUUGCUCCCGGUGAGCCAUCUCCUGUUUUCGCCGCUGUUACCAUGUCCUCUUGGUUCGGUGGAAUCGGCUCGGGCCUGGGCCAUGUCGGGGGCAGCCUGUCCUCCCUGACCGGGCAGCUCUCCAGCUUCACCAAAGACAUGUUGGCAGAAGGUGCCGAGGAAGUGCAAGAUGCUGCCAGCGAACUACAAGUAUCGAAUUCCAGACUGAAGGAUGUUGAAACAGCUUACUCAGCACAAAAAUCAGAGUAUGAGCGGUUGAAGAAACUUUACUCGGACCUAGAAGAGAAAGAGGCAGCAGCAGAGCUCCAGAUAAAGCACCUAUCUUCAGAAUACAGAAACCAGCUACAGCAGAAAGAAGUUACAAUAAGCCAUUUGAAAGCCAGACAAAAUUCCUUACAGGAUCAAGUACAGAAGCUCCAAUCUGCUGCUCAGUCAUCACAAGUUGGUGUUACCUCAAGCACAGCCUCAACUGCCUUUCUGCCUGUGGACAUGUCUCGCACGUCCACGUUUCAUGGGGAUACCAUGGAUUUUGGAGAUGUCAUCUGGUCCCAGCAAGAGAUCAACAGGCUUUCCAAAGAAGUCUCCAGGUUGGAAGCUGAUGUUGCCCAUUGGAAAGCGCUAGCACAGGCACCCAAGGGUCAAGGGACAGUUAGCUCUAGUCAGGAUGAUAAUUACAAAUUGCAAAAGACAAUCGAGGAGGUGAAGAAGCAGCUUAGUCAGGAGAUUGAUGAACAUCAGCACGAGCUGUCUGCUCUGCAGGACAUACAUCGCCAGAAACUAACCAGCCUCACGCUCCGGCAUAGGAUUGAGCUUGCAGAAUAUGAAGAACGGAUUGAGGAGCUGGAGCAGCAGUUGCAAGCUGGAGCAGGUGCUGUGUCCUCAGACCAUUCAACAAUUCCUGAGGAGAGAAAGACUCAAUUAGUAGCCAGAAAGCAAUCUGGAGAAGAGCUGGAAAAGCAAGUUAAGACCAAGAAUGAUGAACUGGCUGUUGGUUUGCUCCAAGAAUGGGAGAAUGCUUCAACAGAGAUAAGUCAGCUGAAGGAGUGCGAGAGACUGCAGGAGGAAUAUGAGAACUCGCAGAACUGUAUGAUGGAGUUGCAGGGUACUGUGGAGAAACAGGAAAAACAGUCAGGAAAAGUGGCACUGGAGGAAGAAGUGCUCCAACUAAGGCAAGCUGCAACAGAUGCAGAAUUGAAGAGAUUGGAUAACACUAAUGAAGCUAAAUAUAAUGGGAAGGAAGAUAUUCGGGAGCUGAAAGCAAGUCUGCAGUUGCUGAACCAUGAAAAGGAGGAGCUACAAAAAGAAAAGGAGGCUAUCCAAGAGGAACUUUCAAAGCUGCAGACUACUCAGGGAAAUGGGAAUGCUCUUUUGAAUCUGAAUAGGCUGACCAUGGAAGUGAGUGAGCUAAAGCAUAAUUUGUCAGCUAAAGAGAAUAACCUGACACAGGUCUCCAGGCAGAAAGACACAUUAGUGUCUGAGUUGGAAGAACUAGACAAGCAGAAUCAAGAAGCUACUGAGCAUCUGAUCACAUUGAAAGAUCAGCUGGCGCAGCAGCGGAGAGAUUCUGAAGGAACGAUCAAACAGUUGCAGUCAGAACUGGAGGUUGUUGCAGCUGAUAAGGCAUUAAUGGCACAAGAGCUGGAAUCUCAAAGAGACAAGCUGAGUCAGAGUGCUUUUGCCCUCAAUGAGCUGCACAUGAGCAAGCAGCAGCUGGAAAUGAAAGUCAAAGACCUAAUGGAGAAGCUAAGCAAAUCAAACGUGCAUAGCUCGAACUUGCAGGCUGAAAAUAUAAAUCUGUCGAGGACAUUACAGAAUGCAGAAUCUCAACUGUCAGUCGCCAAGGUGGAGUUAACACAAGCUGUCCAGCAAGCUCCAAGCAAUCGAGAUCAAGAAGAAUUACUCCAAGGAAAAGAGAAUGAAAUUUCAGAACUAAGACAACAGGUUUCAGAAACUAAACUUCUAAGUGAUGAGUUGCAAACUAAACUUAAUGACCUCAAAAUCCAAAAUAAAAAACUGGAUGCAGAAAAGAGAGAAGCCAGUGAAGCCCUAAAUGAAGUUAAAGAACAACUGAAGGAAGCUGUAACCAGUAAAAGUGAGAUUACCAAGGAAAACGCCACCCUAAUGCAGGCAUUGCGAAUGGAAAAAACCCAGCUGGAGUCCGAAUUGAACCAGGCUGAAAAAAGAAUUAAUGAGGAGGCUAAAAAAUAUGAGCACACCAUCAAUGAGCUAACAAUGGCUCGAAAUUUAGAUGCUACAGCUUUGCAGAAAGAACAUGACAGUCUGAUCAAGUUUAAUCAGGAGAAGGAUUUUAAGAUUGAAGAACUCAAACGUAACGUACAACAAUUGGAAACUGACCAUGAAGAGACCAGAGAAAUGCUGAAAUCUAGCCUGGAGGGUCAGCAGCAGUUGACAGAUCUUUUGAAUGAAAAGGAGACAUUUGUUGAAACACUUAGGAAAAGAAGCUCAGAAUUACAGCAAGAAAUUGAAAAAAAUGCAAAGGUUUUUAGAGAGUGUGAAUCCUUAAAGCAAAAUCUUGAAGAGAAAGAGCGGCAAUUAAGUACAAUGAAGGAAGAAAAUAACCAUCUCAAAGAAGAAAUGGAUCACUUCAGGGACCAACAUAGCAGGCUUCAGCCGACUGCUGAGCCCAAGACUCUUGAUAUAAUAAUAGAGCUUGAGACAGAGAUAACUGAGCUGAACAGCAAAAAGAACAGCCUUGAAGAGGAAAUCAGGCUUCAUAAAAGGACAGUUGAGGAGCAAAAGCAAAAUGUUUUACAGCUUCAGCGUUCUAUACAGGCACAAGGGAAAGAAGGGGAUGAAGCAAAAACCCUGCAUGAGGAAAUUACUUCAGCAUAUGAGAAAUUAAUUUCAGAGAAAGAUAAAGAGAUCCACAGCCUUCAGGAAUCCAUCGAUCAAAUGAGAACUCAGUUUCAGAGAGAACUCCAGGUUGCUCCUACAGAUGCUCCAGUCAUUCUCCAAGAAACUAAAGUACUAACAGUGAAUGGAGAAAAUGGAAAUGAAAAGCAUGAUUUGUCCAAAGUGGAGAUUGACAGAUUGGUUAAUGGCUUAAAAGAAAAAGAAAUGGAGAUAAAGGUAUUAAACGAAAAAUAUUUGUCUCUGAAUAAGCAGUUGGAUCAGUUACCUAUAUUUAAGGAUGAAGUGGGUAGACUAACUCAAAUCAUUCAACAGAAAAACUUGGAGAUCCAAACUCUUCAUGCAAGGGUGACACCUGGCUCAUAUAUGCAGGUUGGUGCAGAUGUGGCCUACUUGCAGCAGCAAUUGCAGGCUUAUGCGAAUGAGCGAGAGCAAAUGCUAGCAGUAUUAAAUGAAAAGACAAGGGAGAACAGCCAACUGAAGACUGAAUAUCAUAGAAUGAUGGACAUUAUAGCUGCAAAGGAAGCCGCUCUUUUGAAACUGCAAGAAGAAAAUCUGAAAAUGGUCAAUAAGUAUGAGAAUGAAAGUCAAGACAUGGUACGUGAAACCAUCCAGAAUUUGUCUCGAAUUAUCCGUGAGAAGGACAUGGAAAUAGAUGCCCUUACCCAGAAGUGCCAAACUCUAGUAACUGUCCUGCAGACAUCUGGAAUGGGAUCUGGUGGCGAGUCGGGCUUGGUGAGCAGUAACCAGUUUGAAGAGCUUUUGCAAGAACGUGACAAACUAAAACAACAAGUGAAGAAGAUAGAGGAGUGGAAGCAGCAGGUGAUCACCACUGUUCAGAACAUGCAGCAUGAAUCUGCUCAGCUUCAGGAUGAGCUCCUUAAGCUUCAGGGACGAUUGUCGACUGAUGGUGAUUGCAACUCUAGGCUUCAAAUAGACUACAACUGUUUAAUUCAUAGUUACGAGCAAAAAGAGAAGCGAUUGCAAACUCUGAGUCAAGAACUAGCAGAGGUACAGCAAAGCAUUGGGCAGCUCAGCAGUACCAAGAACCUUAUACUUGACAAGUUGGAUGGAGUACCCCCAGAACCGCAACUGGUUGCAAAAACUACAGGAGUAUUGCACACACCAGUUUCUUUCAGUGGAUGCUCAUCAGAAGAACAAUUGGAUCAAAUUAAAAAACUGCAACAAGAGGUAGAACGUUUGAAUAAAAUAUUGGAGGGUAAGGAGACCACAAUACUAGAACUUCAAAAUAGCACUAAAUUAUCCAGCUCUCUGACAAUAGUUGCUGAAAUGGACAAGAAGGAACAAGAGGAUGCUGCUCUGCAGAUCAAGCAAAUGAGAGAAAGAAAUGAUGAACUACACAGAUCAUUCAGGGAAAAAGAUCUGCUCAUCAAAUCUAAAAGUGAUCAGUUGUCAUCAGUGACAGAAAGUUUGAGGAAUAGGGACAGUGAAAAUGAAGUUUUGAAGCAAGCUGUCACUAAUCUGAAAGAGAGGAUUUCAUUUUUGGAAAUAGAUGUUCAUAAAGCCCAAGAGGAGAAUGACCAAAUUGUAGCUAAAUCAAGAGAAAAGGAAACAGAAUUUCGAGCCCUGCAGGAGACUAAUUUGCAGUUCUCCAUGAUGUUGAGAGAAAGGGAGUUCGAAAAAAACUCCAUGAGAGAAAAGGCUUCUGCAUUAGAAAAACUGCUAAAGGAGAAAGAAGAGGGGAAGACUGGUGAGUUAAAUCAACUGCUGAAUGAAGUGAAAUCAAUGCAAGAACAAGCUGGGAUGUUUCAGCAUGAGAGAGACCAAGUAAUGCUGGCCCUCAAACAGAAACAGAUGGAAAACUCUGCAUUAGUGAAUGAGUUGCAGCACACGCGUGAUAAGGAGCAGCGUUUAAACCAGGAUUUGCAGCGAUUGCGACACCACUUAAUUGAAAUGGAAGAGUCAUACACCAAAGAGGCCUUGGCAGCUGAGGACCGAGAGGCUGAGCUAAGGAAGAGGGCUAAUUUCCUGGGGGAGAAGUUGGCAUCAUCAUCUUGUGCUGUGGAAAAUGCCAGCCACCAAGCCAGUCUUCAAGUGGAGUCCUUGCAGGAGCAACUUCAAACUAUUGCAAAACAGCGAGAUGAAGCAGUGAUGCAAUUGAAUAUGUCUCAAGAACAAGUGAAGCAGUAUGCAAUGUCACUGACAAACCUGCAGAUGGUGAUAGAGCAAUUCCAGCAGGAGGAGAAAGCGAUGUAUGCAGCUGAAUUGGAGAAAUAUCAGAAAGACAUUGCAGAGUGGAAGAAGAAAUCAUCAAGUCUUGAGAAAACAGUCACAGAGUUAGAGCAACAUUUAAAGGAAGCAAAUGAUGCUCUCGAUUCUGCAUCAAGACUAGCUGAACAGUUGGAUCUGAAAGAGGAGCAACUGGAAGAUCUUAAAAAACAAGUUGUGGCUCAACAGGACAUGUUGGAUGAUGCUCAGAAAAAACUACUGAACCUGGUCAACAACAGCGAAGGUAGAAUUGACAAGGUCCUGAUGAGAAAUUUGUUUGUGGGAUACUUCCAUACUCCAAAGAACAAACGUAAUGAAGCAAUGCGGCUAUUGGGAAGUGUCCUGGGGCUAAAAAAAGAAGAGAUUAGUCAGCUCUUGGAUAGCGAGCAUCGUGGUGUUACUGGAUGGGUAACUAGUUGGCUUGGCGUUAAGCGAGUUAGUGGAACCCAAAGUUUCCCAAGUACCCCCCAGAGGCCAAACCAGCACACAGUCUUCAACAGUUCUUUCUCAGAAAUGUUUGUGAAGUUCCUGGAAGUAGAAUCUCGACCUUCCCUUCCUGCUCUAAAGCUUCCAGUUUAUGAUAUACACUCAGUUGGAGUCACCUCUGGAAGCAGCCAACCAUCCAUUAGUUUUUCUGGCCAUUCUGCAGGUCCACCAGGAGAAGGUUCAGUGAAAAAAUCUGACUCCAACCCUUUCUUGGCUCCACGAUCUGCCGCCAUCCCUCUCAUCACAUCGACAGUCUCUAGUGGUGCUGGGGCCCCCCAUCUCCUCAUGAAACCAAUCUCCAGUGCCCUUCCCACCUUCACACCUCUACCAGUGUCUCCAGAUUCCAGUGCUGGGGCUGUACUUAAAGACCUCCUCAAACAGUGAAAGAACUGGAGUAAUCUACUACAGCACUUUAAAGUGAAAUGACACUAUCGACUCUAGCACAGAGAGGCCUUCUGCAGUGUGUGCAAAGUCUCCCGAGCGUUAUUUACAUCUUGUAAAUGUGCUUCUUUCAGUUACACAAGCUAAACCUACAAAGGUUGCAAAGAUGCCAGCCCACUUGGGAAAGGAUUGGCCCAAGAUGUAGAACACUUCCCACCUCUCCAAAAACAUAAUUACAAAUACUUAUACUAAGCAAGUGAGGUGAGCAUUAUUACUGACUGCAGGUACAGGAUAUCUGGCACUUGACUGCGAUCUGUGGUUUUGGGUAAUUACAGUUCAAAAGAAAUUUACAGAUGCUGCUGAGUUUCCGUAUCCCUUCACAAACCUUAUGGGAUUUCUAUAGUUGUACACAGUAAUGGAUUUCCAUACAAUCCUCUCUUGGGAAAAAUAAAAUCCCUUCGAUAGAGUUCCAAAGAAAUACAAUUGCAGUGUUGCGUACUUGAAACCUACUAUAACUGGACUGCCUCUUGUAAGUUAUUGUGCUAUUAUAUGUGGUACCUGCCAUGGUGGUAAAUGGUUUCUUUUACUCUUUGUUGCUGCAUUUGACUAUAUGACUAAGGUAGCACCAGUGGUGGCCAAGCUUUGCUAUGGUUCAUUUUUCCUUUGUUUUGGGAAGAGAAGUGAUUAUCUCCCUCUCCCCCACCCCUCACCUACUCCAGGAAGCUCGAGAGAUUUGGUGAUGAAGCCCCUUAAUUAAAAAUUAAAUCUGCUAAGCAGCCGUGAAUCUAAAUAUAAAUGAAAACAUUGGUUUAACAAGGGAGGUUUUAUUCUUCCUGCUGUGAAUGGAUGAAUUCUACAUAAAUCAAUAGAAAUCUCCCAUGAUUGUAAAGACAAAGGCCUUGUAACCCAUUAGCAUUUUUUAGUUUUGAACUGUCAGGAAUUUGGCUACAUGAUGCUUGUUUGAAUCUUGAAAUGAAUGUUCUUAUUAGACGAUGGAGACAUCUCAGACCAACAUGUGCCCCCGAGGUUGUUUUUUGUUUGCUGGGUGGAUUUGUUUUGAGCAUUUCUAGUGGUCUGUUGUGCUUCUGAACAUCAGACUUUCAGUUGGAUCCCGGAGGUACAAAAGAUUUCACUGAACACUAAAAUUGGAAUAAAUAACUUGGGCAGAUACUUCAGCUGCAUGGGUAAAGAGUCGCAAUCUUUUUCAGUCAUGCCUGGAGAGUAUAAUCUUAAUGUGUUUAAUGUAGGUUAAUGCCAAGGGAUCUGUAAUUUGUGUGCAGAUGAUGUUGGUCUAAUGAUCCAUCACGUUUUGUAUUAUGUUUCUGUUGGAAUAAUUUGUACGAUUCUGGACUUCAGACUGUGGAGUCACUCCAGGCCUUUCUAUUGCACAUUAUUCUAGUUACCUCUCACUGUAUCAGUGAGAGAGACAGCAAUCACCAGCCUACAACAGAACUCUUUGUAUAAAUUGUUUGCUGUUUCUUGUGUUCCAUCUGACAUAUGUCUACAGAUUUAUAGCAACUGUUUGAGUUCUAAGUUAUCCAUCAUUAACUUAAUGGAUUGACAUCUGGUGUGUAAUAUUGUGAUUAGCCUAAACAGUGGCAUCUCUUGGAUAUAUUAAAAUUCAUUACAGUAAACUCUAAUUUUGUCAAAAAUAUUCAGGUUCUUUAUUAACAUGAUCUGGGAGUUUCUGUGUAUGUGUCAAAAUACAAAACAUUAUCAAAAUCUAAGAGAAAUUAAUUCUCGGCCUUGGGGUUGUGUAUUUUUUUCUGUAUUUUGCCACUUGAGUUAUUUAGCAUUGAAAGAUUUGAGAAUGGACAUGAUAAACUCUUUGGGCUCCUGAAGCUCAACUCCUCCAAAACUCAUUUGUGACUAAUAAUGAAACUAAUUUUAUUUUCCUGUUUGUGGCUCUAAGUUUAUUUUUCUCCAUCUCUCCUGAAAAUGAUGACUUGUUUUUUCUGGGUGUCAUUCCAUGGCUGUGGGAGGCUCUCUCUUAUCUUGGCCAAGUGCCUUGCUUCUUUGUAAGUGGAUGCGGUGACUGUCGCGGGCUGGUUACAUGCCAACAGUGCCACAGCUCUCCCAGUACCGUCCACACAUUCCACCUGGGGUUAGAAUCCUAGUUGGGCUUGGAAUUUUAAAGCAAAUCUGUGCAGGUGACAAGCAUCAUCGGCCCCGUAAGAUUUACACUACUUUCAUUAUAUUAGAUCACUGAAGAUAAAAAAGCAAAACAGAAGCAAUGAUUGUUAAAACUAUUAUUUUAGAAAUGUAGUACAAUAGUUAAGAUGUGAAUGCAGCUACCCAAAAGGAUGAUGUGAUGCUUGACUUUGUAUAGAAGCCCUAUUUUUUUGAUGUGGUGCCAGCCUUGGAUUGCAUCUUGAGUCAGAUGAAAGAUUUGCAUUUAUAUAGUGCCUUUGUGUCACCCAGGAGGUUGCAUAAAGUUUUCCAGCCAAUGAAAUACUUUUGAACUGAAAAUGCUGCAGCCAAUUUGUGCACAUCAAGCUUCCACAAACAGCAAUACGAAAAUGUUUAUUUUGGGAUGUUGCUUGAAAGAUGUAUGUUGGCCAGGACAGAGGGGAUAACUUCCUGUUCUUUGAAAUAGUGUCAUGGGAACUUUUAUAUUCACCUUAGAGAGCAGACAGGGCCUUGGUCGGAUGUUUCAUUUGAAAGAUAGUACCCCUAAUGAUGCAGCACUCCCUCAAUACUGCACUGGAAUGUCAGCUCAGAUUUUUGUACUCCAGUAUUUGGAGUGGGACUUAUCCACAGCCUUCAGAUGAGAGAGCUACCAACUGAACCUUGGCUGACAUUUUGAAGGUUUAAGCUCCACUCCAACAUAUAAUCUAGGCAAACUCUUCAGGGCAUUGCUGGGGGAGUGCUGUACAGUUGGAGAUGCCACCUUUCAGAUGAGAUGUUAAACUUCUAUUCUCUCAUUAGGCAUAACAGAUUCCACAGCCCUAUUUAAAAUAGAGUUAGGGGAGUUUUCAAGUUGUUCUGGCCUUUAUGUAUCCCUCAACCAACCUAACUUAAAACAACUGUUCACCAAAUUCUUUGUCUCAUUGCUGCUUUUGGUGCCCUGCUGUGCAUGCGUUGGCCAACUGCAUUUUCUACAUUACAACAGUGAAUACAAUUUAAAAAACAUACCUCAUUGACUUUAAAGCACUUGAGAUGUCCAGAGAUAAUGAAAAAUGCUAUAUCAGUGCAUGUUCUUUCAUUUCUCAGCUGCGAAUAUUGGAUGUACCAUAGCUAUUGCUGAGCCUGUAAGCUUGAACUCUGAAACUUAUAAAGGGGAAACACUCAACCAAUUGACUCAUCCAGGGAAUCCUUUUUAAUUUUUGAAGUUGUGCUGCACUCUUGUCGAAGAUACGAUGAUAAGCAUGCAGGACAUUGCAGCACUGUCCAGAGUUUGCAUCAAAAGCUUCUAAUUCAAGUGUAACAUCGGCCAUGCUCAGAAUAAAGCUGUGUCUCAACAAUGGAACUUAAUCUUAAUUUCAGAGGACCAGUUAUAUCACUUGACCUGUUUCCACCACCGACCAUUCCUGUAACUUCUCUGUGAGACUGUUAGUAUAGCACCAUUGCUUUCACCCCACCUUCUCAUUGGAAGGCAUUGCAUCUCAUCUUGACAGCUCACAGUUAAACAAGCAGAAAUUUGGAGAGUAUAUUCGUGUUUAUCUGUGAGGCUGAAGAACUUAGAUGAAGGAUGAGUAUAUUCGUGUUUAUCUGUGAGGCUGAAGAAUUUAGAUGAAGGAUGACCUGUCAAGAAUGUGCAUGACACAAAGAACAUCAGCCUUUCACCAAUUGGACGUCCAUUUGAAACCAGUGCUAACUCCUGAGAUUGAAGUUACCUGUCAAUUGACUGAGUGACUUCAGUUUCACAUGCAUGCUUUCUUACUCAAAAAUACACAUAAUUUUGUUCUUAUAAUUUAAUACUAGCUUCACUCUUAAAUACCAACAAGGAUAGCUGAGGAUUUAGAGAAAAUAAAGCAUCAGUUAUAGUGAGGCACUGGAUGCUUUGCUGAAGUCGGGAUUGAGGCACUUUAUUGGGCUGAAUUAAAACAGCUCUAGAGAUGUGUAAUUGAAUUCACUCUGGGCAAUAUAAUGAAAUAUAUGGAGCUGGACCAGUGUUCAAAUAAUAGGCUGGGAUGCUUCUGCUUGAAUUGAGCAUUUACACACUAUGCUGAGUCCAAUGCUGUUGUAAUGCCUUCCAAGCAGCUGUGUGCAAUGGAAAGGAGGCUCUUUUAAUAGUUGAGCCUUGCAUUUCAAUAGAUCUUGAACAUGUUUACUCUUACUUGUGAUAAGGAAACAUGGCUUGUAUGCUUACUGCAAUUCAAGUCGUGCUGAAUUUUAUAAAAAAGCAGAUGGAUUCAGCUAUCCUGUUUUAUAAAAAUUCCAAAUAGGCACUUUUUUAAUGGUUCUGUGGAUAAAUGCACUAAAUAAUGUCGUGCUGAGCAACACAGCCCAGAAGGGCCCAGAUUUGAUUGGCGCUGGGCAGCAGUGGGGGGGCUACAAUUGGCCUCUUAUCUCUGGCCCUUAGUGAAAGUGUGGAUAUUGAUGUGGUCAUGAUCGGAUUUUGCUUGAAAUCCCAUCCGAUCUCCACAUAAUCUACUUAUCUGCUGACAUUGAUUGCUACCAGCUCUGACACAGAAAGAAUGGCCACUUGGAUGAGACAUUGGAAGGGUACCAAAACUUUGCUCAAGGAUGAGAUGCAGUCAGAAAAGAUGAUAGGAGGGUCAGUUGGAGUGGAGAUUUUUAUGUGCAAUUUUUUUGUUUGUUUGUUUUUCAAUGCAUUUAGCAGGAAAGUGAAUGUUUCAUUCAAUGUUAAUUCUUUUAUACGUCUUUACGUUCCACUUUAUUCUUUCUUUCUCAGUUUCCCCCAUUAAAAAUAAAUAAAUAUAGCUAUAUAUUUUGUAGUUUCUUUGUGAACAUGUUUGCAGUACAUGUCUUUGUCAGUAGUAAGCUGUUUUUAUUGUCCCUGAUGAUUGUACCUUACAGCUGAAUUGUGCUUCCAGCAAAUUAGAAAAGAGUUUGUUUUGUUCCAUCUAUGAAAAAAAAUUGUGGGACAAUUACUUUUUGAAUUGUUUAUAAAACAUAUAUUUACUCCUCAACUGUUGAGAUAUGUUUAAUAUUGUUACAAUUUGUUUUUGUUGAAAAUAAUUGUUAAAAAUGUUUAUGUUCAUUCCAGUUAACCUUUCUCUCAAUUCUAUGAAGCUUCAUAAUGUCAGAUUUUAUAGCCAUAAGAUGCCUCUGCCCACAUGGAAAGAGUGCAUGUCAAACUAGCUAGUGGGAAAAAUCCAAAGAAAUGUGUGCAAUACCAUUUAAUACAGUGUUGCAGUUGCUGUGGGUAUUUACUGAGACAUGUGUUGAGCCAAAUAUUGUAACUGUUUUGUGCAAGUUGAAGGCCAAAUUAAUGAUUGCCAUAGGAUAAAAUUUAGACAAAGAUAGUAGAGUAGGAUGGUACACUCGGCACACAAUUGCAACGGCUUGCAUUUAUAUAGCAUCUUUAAUGCAGUAAAACAUCCUAAGUCACUUCAUAGCGUUAUCAAACACAGUUUGGUACCAAAUUACAUAGGGAGACAUUAGGAUAGGUGAGCCAAACCUUGGUCAAAGAGUUAGGUUUCAAGGAGCAUCUUAAAGGAGAGUAGAGAGGCCUAGAAUGCUUUGGGUCUAAUCAGCUGAAGACAUGGUCACUAAUGGUGAAGCGAUUAAGAUCAGGGAUGUGGCAGAGGCCAGAAUUAGAGGAACGCAGAGGUCUCAGGGCUGUAGGGUUGAAUACAAUUUGAAAGUCCAAUCUCAGGCAGAUGUUGGGGUGUCUCUUCAAUUUCUAUAAUCUACACAUUUACAGCACAAAAGAGUUAAUCAUUUGAAAAUGAGUAGUCUAUAGGUGAUUAACUGGUAUGGGAAAUGGAAAUAUCACUGGUGCAUAGAGGGAAUUUUUUCUGGACUUUGUAUUUAAAAGGGAAGAAAACCAGGGAAUGAUUUACAAUGCAAAAUAGUUCCCAUAUUAUGCACUUUAAUCAUAAAGCUCAAAUAUUAGAAGCACUAUGUUGAAUCAUCACAGCAGAGACUCAAUGGUUUUAAUCAAACGUAAGUCAUUUUAGCUGCUCAACAGAUGGAUGUACUAAUUCAUUAGGGUCCUGGAUGUUGAUCUGAAGCGUGCAGGCAUUUUAAAAGAUAUCUACCAUCUGAGUAAUACUCAAACAGUGCAGACAUGUUACCAAUCCUUAUGAAUCAUUGCUUGUAUUAAUUUGACAGGCCAGUUGGGCAGCUGUAAAAGGGCCUCGCAUUCAGUGUUAAUAAGAUAUCAAUCACCUUGAUUGCUCCUUAACUUUUUACCUUGCUUCCACAUUGAUCUUCCAGCAAAAUUAGAAAAGAAAGGGCCAGUGACUGUUUCCCACAGAAAUAAAUUUAUAGGACAGCGAAAUUUUGAAUCAUUUACAAAAUAUUUAUCAUUCUAUGUAUUUAAUAUUCAACCUUCAAUUGUACCUUGUUCCUGCAUAGCAGUUCCAGGAAAAUUUCCAAAAAAUGUUCAAUGUUGACCCAUAUAAAUAAGAUUGUGGGACUGCUACCUUUUAAAAAGUGUGUUUACCCACCACAUGAAAGGUUGUUUGGCACUCAGCCAUUAGGGCGUAUAUCAUACUUAUAACAACAGUUUAUUUUUGUUAAAAAUUAUUAAAUAAUACGCCCUCUUUAGCUCUUUCUCACAGGAAAGUCUCUUCCCAUACAAACUAAAUUAAGCCAUUAUACCAAUGAGUUCACUACAGUAAAAAAGUCUAGAAAGAACCUAAUUCAAAAUGAUAGGUUACCAUUAUAAUAGAGCAUGGGACAGGAAAUGAGUACUUCAGACUUCUGUUAAAUUGUUAAUAAAUUAAUGAAAAAUUAAAAGUUUAAUUAUUGUUAAAUAAUCAAAGUUCAUACUUCCUCAUUGCGUACCCUUCUGUUUCAAUGCAUGUUGUUGGGGCUUGAGGAGGCGAAAGGGUGACACAUCGGUGCUUGUGUUCAGGUUGACCAGGAGGACUUUGCCCACAGUUACUGCAAAGACACAACUCUUCCACUUCCCAAAACAAAUGUCUUGCCUCAGUGAGCACGAAAAAUUAUUUUGACAUUAAUUUGUGCUUCUACAGUACUAAUCAUUUUAACAUAUGCAAGCUCUCAUAUUUUGACCAGCUUCUGUGCAGUAUUAAAUCUUAAAAUUGAAUGCUUUAAAAGGGAUUAAACUUUAUGCUUUUUUGAUCUAGAGGGCAAAGAAUGCAUUACCUUUUUGGAUUCAACAUUAUGCAAUGAUAGCAUAGUGUAAUGGAACAUGAGAAUCAUUAAAUUAGCUUGAGUGUUAAUGCUUUUAUCACAAGAUUGGGUUAGAUUGGAAGUUUAGUAAUAUUGUUUAAUGUUAACGUUGGCAUUCAUAUUGGGGAUUACAGGAUAUGAGCAUAGUCAUUUUACAUAAAAUGAUGUUUUUACAAAACUGCCAUUUUUUGCUGUUUUGCCCACUGUUUGACAAGUUCUUGGUGUGUGGUGCCAUGGGCUAUUUCUGAUCAUUGUUUUUGCAUAAAUCUGUUCUAACUGGUACCUGACGCAACUGCUGUUGCCGUUCUAUGAAGAAUGUACAUAAUAUAUUAAAUAUUAAUUUGCAUAGUA
This is a messenger RNA of Carcharodon carcharias (great white shark), 13866 nucleotides long. RefSeq names its product thyroid hormone receptor interactor 11 (gene trip11). Bases 319 to 6246 code for a protein of 1975 amino acids. Gene Ontology annotation, biological process: endoplasmic reticulum to Golgi vesicle-mediated transport; Golgi organization. Gene Ontology annotation, molecular function: small GTPase binding. The transcript has 21 exons. The record is from RefSeq and is a predicted model, not a curated record. Lineage: Eukaryota; Metazoa; Chordata; Chondrichthyes; Lamniformes; Lamnidae. Gene Ontology annotation, cellular component: Golgi apparatus.